UGCAAUUUAGACAAAAGUUCAAUUUCAUCCCCACUUUUGCUCAUCCAUGUCGGAACCGCCUAACACACUCGCACACACAUUAUUUCGCCAUACUUAAUCAACAAAGAGCAUUUGGGGGAAAACUAGUGCAAUCAUAAAGAAUCAUGUCUUCUCCAAGCAAACGCCGUGAAAUGGAUUUGAUGAAGCUGAUGAUGACUGACUAUAAGGUGGAUAUGAUCAAUGAUGGCAUGCAGGAGUUUCAUGUGCAAUUUAAUGGACCCAAAGAAAGUCCUUAUCAAGGAGGUGUUUGGAAGGUUAGGGUGGAACUGCCAGAUGCUUAUCCGUAUAAAUCUCCUUCCAUUGGUUUUGUCAAUAAGAUUUACCAUCCAAAUGUUGAUGAGAUGUCAGGUUCUGUGUGUUUAGACGUAAUCAAUCAGACGUGGAGUCCCAUGUUUGACUUGGUGAAUGUGUUUGAAGUGUUUCUUCCACAACUUCUUUUAUACCCGAAUCCAUCAGAUCCUUUAAAUGGAGAGGCAGCAGCUUUGAUGAUGCGUGACCGCGAUGUAUACAAUCAGAGAGUCAAAGAGUACUGUGAAAAAUAUGCAAAGCCCACCGAUGCAGGGGUCGCGCCUGAUGAAAAAUCCAGUGACGAGGAACUGACGGAAGAUGAAUAUGCGUCCAGCGAUGAGGAAAUUGCUGGAAAAGCAGAUCCUUGAGAGGAAAUCAGACAAGGUUAUUACUGUUUGUCUGUAUGUACAUUAUAUGCUGUUGUGUGAUGAUAAAGUUUGAAACCUGUCAGUACUCAUAUGCUUAUGAAGAAAGUUCAUUUGCAGUUUCUCUUUUA
Messenger RNA from Salvia hispanica, 823 nucleotides. RefSeq names its product ubiquitin-conjugating enzyme E2 5-like. NCBI's taxonomy places the organism in Eukaryota, Viridiplantae, Streptophyta, Magnoliopsida, Lamiales, Lamiaceae. The record is from RefSeq and is a predicted model, not a curated record.